This is a messenger RNA of Ricinus communis (castor bean), 1071 nucleotides long. Its product is annotated as cyclin-dependent protein kinase inhibitor SMR6. NCBI's taxonomy places the organism in Eukaryota, Viridiplantae, Streptophyta, Magnoliopsida, Malpighiales, Euphorbiaceae. Gene Ontology annotation, biological process: regulation of DNA endoreduplication. The record is from RefSeq and is a predicted model, not a curated record.
CUCUUUCUCUUUAAAGUCUUGAAUCAUCUUAUGUCACGAGUUUCCUCGGGUUCCUUUUCUCUCUCUCUGUUUCUAAAAUCUAAUUCGCUCAAACCAAACAUUGAACAUUACCCUUCUCUCAUUUAAAGCCCUUCCAUUUUUUCUUUCUUUCUUUCUUUUUAAAUUUUUUUCAUUCUCACUCCAUUAAAACACACACACACACUCUUUCUCUCUCUUCUUGUCCCUGUUUAUAUGCCAUCUCUUCUCCAUUGAAGCCAGCAAUUUUCUUUUCUAUCCCUCUCCUUUUCUCUUCUUCUUCACUUUCCUUCUGGUUUCAUUUGAUUCUCUACCCAAUCUCCACAAACGAUCACACACGCACGAAUUAAAAUAAUAAUAAUAAUAAUAAUAAAGAAAGAACAAAAGGUUUCAUCUUUAUUCUCUUGUAUGCUUUAUUCCCUAUUCUUCCUUUCUUUCUUCCCUCAGUCUCUCUUAUUAUAUAUUUCUUGAAGGGUUUUUGUGUUCUUUCUUAAAUAAAAAAGCAUGGGUUUUUCAGGUAAGACUCAAGUGGAUAAUGGGUUGGAAUUGGAUUCUAAAAAAUGGGUUAUUGCUGGGAUUCCUUUGAGAGCUCCUUUAAAGCCAAUAUAUACCAAGCCUGUAGUGGAGAAAGAGAGUGAUCAAAACGACGAGUGUUCAACGACCCCGACCAGUGAACAAGCUAGAACUCCGGCUAGACUAAUGUGUCCUCCGGCUCCAAAGAAGCGAAAGGCGACUUUGAAAUGUAAUUAUAGUAACAGAGAGUUUUUUAUUCCUCCUGAUUUGGAAACUGUUUUUAUACGCCAUGUUGAAAGGGCUAGCUAAUCAUUUGUCAAGUUUCUGUUACUUAGGUGUUCUUUUCCUUUCUUUCUUCAUUUUUUUUUUAAUUUGUUUUUUGCGUUUCUUUAUAGUACCUUAGUUUCUUAGUUUCUCUUUUUUCUUUUUUCUUUUCCUCCCGGGUUCGAGUUAGGGCACUUUUUAAUAGUUUUUAGAAUCGAGCUUUUCUGUACAGGUUUGUAUCAGUAAAUAAAAGCUGCAAUUUUAGCUUUGCUUUAGAAA